AUGAGAAAUACCUCACGCAGCGACUCCCAAAUACUCGUUGCAGCUUCGCCUGUGGCUGCUCUGGCUGGCAGUGCAGGCACGCGCUCGAUGGCGCAAGAAGCCGGGAUGAUUCCAGGCCUCCGCGAGCCUGCCAAAAGGAAAGGCCUGCGAGCACGCGAGCUGGACUUCCAUUCCUCUUCACGCACAGUGCCGCUUCCGCAGUACAAGCCAAUGUUUGAUGUGCAUUUGCAGCACCUGUGGGUCAACCCUAAGAUCAGGCAGACCAUGCAAAGUGCUGGCUUCCUCGAUGACGAUGGUAAGCCAGUCGAUGUCGAUGCUCACAGACGGAAGUUGUUUGUUAUCGAGCAGGAAUUGGCGCAGGCCGACAUGGUGGAGCGAUACCGUGCGAGGGACAAGGAGAGAAAGCGGGAAGAGAUGAUCAUUUUGGCAAAGCGUCAAGAAGUUCAUCAGCAGCGCAUUGAUGCUGCCGGGUUCAGGCUGUUCGUGAAGGUCGCCGACGGCGUCGAGAAGUCACUGCGGACGGCAUGGGUGCUAGAAGCACAAGCAGCCUGCCGGCUAUUGGCAAUGAUAGCCCUGUCUCCUGAUCGUGGCUGCACUGCUGCUGGCUGCAAAGUGCAUGGCGAGAUCAGCAUCACCCCUGCAGCUGAGUGGGCAUGUUCCGAUGGGGCAACCGGACUGUUCGAUGUCGUGUCGAUUGCAGUCAAACAGCUUAUGGCAAUCGUGCCUGCCAUCAUCAUCCUAGCACUGCGACAGGCCGGGGAUCGCGAAUCGGCCAUGCGCACGGCCGAGGUGUGUGCUUGCUGCCUUGCAGGACUCUGGCAGCAGAUCGACAAAUCGGGGGUGGACUUUCGCCGCGGGGGCUUCGUGACCCACACGUCCCCAAAGCUGGAGAACACAGUUCCAAGAAGGUAUAGCACUGGUGUCGUCCCCACGGCCUUCGCCACGGACACAUUCCGUGAGUCCCAGGACUGGUUUCGCCACGAGAGUGCGGCUCCUCGACCAAGGACGCCGAAUGCCACGCCCCGCAAUGCAUCGCCUCGGGGCGAAAGAGGCCUCUUUGGAAGCCGCUCGCCACGGUCCCUGUCGCCCCGCUCCCCCCUUCGAAGGAGCAUGUCAGCGCGGGCAACAUUCCGGGACAAGCCGGCUAAUCUCUUCGACCGUGCUGAUGAGUCCUUCUGGCUCAGCCCUCGCACACCGAGGAAUCUGAGCAAGGUGAAGUCGGAGAUAGAACUAACUGCGCCUCGUGGCAGCUUCAGCCGUGGCAGGUCCGAAUGCUUGCCAGACCGGAUGAGCGCACGACAGCUCAGUGCUCGCCCAGACAGCGCACGACCACUAAGUGCCCGUGUGGAUGCGAGCCCUCGACAGCGUGCUGUUAGCCCGCGAGACACGCUGGGACAGGAUCGAGACUGUCGCAGUCCGAGCGCAGCAUCAAGGGUGCUCAGUCCGAACUGGAACAUGUCCGAGGACUGGAUGGCGUAUUCGCGCCCACGUGAUCCCAGCCCGGUUGCGGUUAAAGCUGACCGCACGAUGCCGUCGUCGAACUUCAGCUCUGCAGUGCGGCGAAUGCACAGUGGCAAGAUCACGAGGAACUCGGAGAAUUGGUGCGUGGCCCAGUACACAGACAUGAACGUGUGCAGCGGAGGAAUUCUUGGUUCGGUGAUGUUUCACAAGGUGGCCCAAGGGACUUCUGAUCACACUGUCUGGGACUGGGACGGCUUCAAAGCGAAGAAUCGCAAAGCACGUGUCCGAAACUCUGAAGACUGCCAGGUUGAGGAUGAACGGCGAGGCGAGAAUUUCCAACUUUCUCGCGGAAAGAGAACAGGCUUGAACAAGGACCCUGAGAUCGCCAAGAAGUUGAUGCGCUUCGAAGCACACAGGGUGCCAGAGCCACCCCCGAACAACCGUCGACACCAGUUCUCGGAGAAUCCUCAGGCGGCGAAGCACGUGGAGGAGUUGCGCGCUCUCAGCCCGCGCAGACUGGCCGAUGCCGCCUUGGCCGACACUCUAAGCCCAGCAGGAAAGGCAUCCGCGACAGUGUCAGUUCAGCAUCGAACCAGUGGCGAGAUGGCGGCAGCCGUGCAGCCGGAGCUGUCGCCACGGCGAGGGGGUGCAGAGAAAUACUUGGUGGGCGAUGAGUUGGUGGACAUCGAGAACCGGGGCUUGCGCAAGAGCCAUGCCGUCAAGAAGGCGCGAAGUCGACAUCAUUGCAAUUCCGACGAGGUGCGAGAGCACAUCCAGCAGCCGGCCUCUCCUCGCUUGAGCUUUGACCACUUCGGGGGGAGUAGCCACGCCUCUGCGUCGCGCUUGUCACGCCAGGGAUCCCGCGAGCUCGGCUAUCCCGAGCUCGCGCUCCGAGCGGGAGCGAAGGGUGCACGUCUUCGGAGACUUCUCUGUCGUCCCAGCCACGAUGCCGAAGGACACAGC
Molecule: messenger RNA, 2424 nt
Organism: Symbiodinium sp. CCMP2456
Lineage: Eukaryota; Dinophyceae; Suessiales; Symbiodiniaceae
Source: the annotation of a GenBank genome assembly